AUGUCCCUAAACCUGAAACGCAAGCCACGUGAUAAGCCCGCCGCAUACACUCGACCUGCAAAGAAGCAGAAGAUCACAAACGACACUCCUUCAAGGAACGGAAACAUUCUAGACCCUGCCGAGGAGAGAGAUAAUGGAGAUUUCCUGAACUUCGAAGGUGGUAACCAGGCUAUUGCUGAUGAAGUCCGUCACGAGAUUGCAGUUGCGAAUGGCGAAAUUGUCGGGAUAAAUUCGGAUGACGAGUCAGAAGAAGAUGGGCCAUCAUUCACGCGCACAGAACUCCUCAAUCUGUGUCAGCAGCUUGAGACUGGAUGCAUGCAACAUGGUGAUCCUCAGUUUUCCCUGAAUUUGUCAUCACAGCUCCGCUUAUUUCGUGCUCGAUUACGACGAGAGGAGCUACUUAAUGCCAAGCAGACCUCUAUAGAUCGUUACUUCAAAGCAUAA
Messenger RNA from Suillus subalutaceus, 444 nucleotides. RefSeq lists its product as uncharacterized. The transcript is spliced from 2 exons. The coding region runs from base 1 to 444 and encodes 147 amino acids. The record is from RefSeq and is a predicted model, not a curated record. Lineage: Eukaryota; Fungi; Basidiomycota; Agaricomycetes; Boletales; Suillaceae.